Dicrocoelium dendriticum is the source of this 1213-nucleotide messenger RNA. Lineage: Eukaryota; Metazoa; Platyhelminthes; Trematoda; Plagiorchiida; Dicrocoeliidae. The record is from the annotation of a GenBank genome assembly.
CAGAUAUGUCGCUGUGGGAUUACUGCGUUGUCAGUUACACGCACGACGGUGUCUCCCAAGUGAACACAAUAAGCAGCAGAUGGCUGUUGGAGGACGGGCAGCAUGCUCUUUUGCCCAACCUUCCAAUGUUCGAUUGCCACCAGGCGGUGCGGGAGCACAGAUACCCCAUAGCUGAUUGCAAAAUGUUUCCAGUGACGGUACUUCAUCGUACAGUGCAUUUCGAGGACGCACGCCGACUGGAAAGUACCGUCGGGGAUCAACGUCAUGGGACGGACACCGAUUGCACCAUCCCCAUGCAAACAUCACCGAAGCGAGUUAUGUAAUGCGCUACACAUUUGAUAACGCAAUGCAUUGCAGACGCCUGCCGGCGAAACUUCGUGAUUACGGGGAUGAGAAUGUACCGACCAGAAAAUAACGGUGCAACGCUCCUGCAUCUGCAACCUAUGGGAGAUUUCCUGAAUUCUCGUUGGAGGACGUGGCGCGGCAUACCAUGCCUCCUCAGAUUGCUGAUGACUUCCAGGAGGAUACUCACAUGCGUGGAUGUAAUGAAGUAGCCGUUCAAACGGAGGGUAUGAAAUGCUGUAAGUCUUCCGGUUUUGCACUUUAGAUACACGCCCUGGCAGGCAGGUGUCAUGAAUCUGACAAAAGGGUCAUGCACACUUUGCACGCUGUGGUCGAUUCACUUAGACGCGUGGAGGAGACCCUUCACGUAUUGAAGGAGAGCCACGCGGCCAUGACCCAGGCCAUGUGGACUGCAAAACCAAUGCAACGUAAUGAUUUAUCUCUACCUACCUCAACUAUUGAGGAAUUCUUGGAGUUAGAGAGUAAAUUAGUGGACCCAGACCUCCGUCGAGAACUGACUACUCGCAUGAACUCAACACCCGCCGGCACGGUAUCGGAGGCCAUUCGAUACAUGUUGGAUAGGGUUCUGAACAGAGAGGUCUUGAGGCAGCUUAACUUUGCGGGUGCAAACAACGCAAUACCGUUCAAGAAAACGCACACAUUCAGUGCGCUUCAAGAAGUUAUCGUUCACCGAUUUGGGGUCACGGCCAACGCCGUAGCGAACGGCGUUUGCAAAUGGUUACAGAUUUCCCGGAGCAAUCUGCACCGGCGUACAUCUGCCGCAUCAAGCAGUCAGGAAUCGCAGCCUUUUGAUUUGAUAGAUUUAGACAAUCAGAGCAAUCAGGAAACACGGACAAAGUUGUAAAUGUUU